CUUUGUUUCGUCAAACAUCUUUCCUUUUUUCCCCAAAUGGUGGGCUCAUGAUCAUUCUUUGUUUCUUUGCUUUGAUUAGACAAAACAAUCCGCUUGUCGUUUGCCAGUGCAAAGAACCGGGUUACCUUCGGGCGUGUUCCUGUUCUUGUCAGUAUUGCUGCAAUAUUUCUCUCCAUCACUUCAUUGUCCGUCUCGCUCAUACAGGCCAUUUCUUCACCUUCUCUGACAAGUGACUCCUAUUCACUGCCUGCCUUUGUCUGUGAAUCAACUCGCGUGUUAUUAGUACAGCCUUUUGACCCCCUGCUAAAGGCCUUUCCGCCCUGUCUGCUGUUUAUUUCUCUUUUCUUUCUCUUUUCUCGCAUCUCAGAAAACAUCAUCAGUUCAUCCCUUCCUAAUCGAGAGCAGCCGCAUCAAACCUCAACGGCGUAUCCUUUGCUCUUUCAAAACCACGACCUUCAGCCUGGCAGUUGGUCUGCAACAAACUACUUGAAUAUUCGAUCAUCGAUCAAUUAACUUGGAUGCCAAUGCGCAACCAAGUGCUCUUUGUGGCCUUUGCCACACUGGCCUCGGCUAUCAACCUCCCGACGGUCUUCGAGAGGCAAGCUACUUGUCCAGCCAACUUUGAGCAAUGUGGAAACAGCCUUCCCAGCAGCUUUUGCUGUCCUAAAGGCAAGGUCUGUCUCCAGCUUGCAGGCAAGACUUCGACUCUCUGUUGUGACAGUCUCGACGGGUGUGAGAUCAUCGCGCCAAUCCUCUGCGACGUCCGGUUGCAGCAAGACCCCAGGUCCAGUGUCAAGACAACUGCGCUGGACAGCGAGCUGCCAAAGUGCGGCAAGGACUGUUGCCCGUUUGGAUACUCUUGCAACAGCGACUCGGAGUGCGUCAAGAACUCUGACCAAAGCAAAGCACCUCCGCCACGAGCUCCCGCUAGCAUUUCAAUACCAUCAUCGACCCCAACGACCCUUACGGUACCGACCAGCACUUCUUCCGACACGAAGGAGACGGCAACGGCGACGGCAAGACCCGUCACCAGUGGAGUACCAAGCGGCGGAGACGAUAAUGCUUCCAAGUUAUCCAUCAUUGGGGGUGUCGUGGGUGGUCUCAUCCUCUUAAUAUUGCUGGGUAUCGGUGUGUGCUUCUGCCUGCGCCGCAAGAAGAAGACAGAAGAUACGCUGCCGACCUCGGGGCGCUCAACGUCAGCAGGUGUGUAUCCGCACACUAUCAGUCACCCUAUCAUGUCCGAGAACUCGGCGAUGCGGUCUGAUUUCAGCCGCAAGGACAGCACCCCACCCAUGCACCGCGCAUCCGGCCAGUUUGAGGAUAUCGACCUCAACGACUCCCGCCGGCAGGUGUCGUACCACUCCGAUAGAAACCCGUUCAGUGACCGACACGUCAGCGUGGCUCCGCUCCGUGGCAUGCGUAGCAGCAACGGCUCCAGCAUCGGCAGCGGGCGCUUCCCAGUCCGACAGGGCGGCUACGGAGGGAUGGGCGAUGGUGGUCCCCGUAACCUCGACCACAAUCGUCAACCCAGCACCGAGAGCAUCAACGUGUUUGCCGACCCUAGGACCGUCAGCGAAAAUGAAUCGGAAGCUGGCUCUGGGGGUCGUAGCCGACGGUCGUUUGAGCAUAGGCGCAUAUCCAACCAGACAACAUUCACGACAAUGAUGCGUCAAGCCGAGUUGGCUCCUGACCAACCUUUUGUUCCUCCCACUGCUUACUCUACGCCGGACCAUAGGAAGUAGUGCGGAGUUUGUCAGCUAUCACCCACAAAAAUGGAGGGCCACUGGUGGCCCUACUUGUUUCUUUCUUUUUUCUUAUCCUUUUGUUUGCGAUUAGCAUAGCAUGGGGUUGGUUUUGUUCAUUGCAUGAGAUCAUUUUGUAUCUCCGGAAACCGGCGUUCCUUGGCUUAAACCAGAUACCACUUUCUUAUCUUGAAUAUUCAAAUGUAUCUAGACGAUAUAUAUAAUCUCUUUCGUAUCCA
Molecule: messenger RNA, 1981 nt
Organism: Pyricularia oryzae 70-15
Lineage: Eukaryota; Fungi; Ascomycota; Sordariomycetes; Magnaporthales; Pyriculariaceae
Exons: 1
Coding region: 519-1742 (407 amino acids)
Source: RefSeq, a predicted model, not a curated record